Jaminaea rosea is the source of this 2550-nucleotide messenger RNA. RefSeq lists its product as hypothetical. Gene Ontology annotation, molecular function: metal ion binding. Bases 236 to 2050 code for a protein of 604 amino acids. NCBI's taxonomy places the organism in Eukaryota, Fungi, Basidiomycota, Exobasidiomycetes, Microstromatales. The transcript has a single exon. The record is from RefSeq and is a predicted model, not a curated record.
CUCCGCUUGCCCGUCUGACCCUCCGUUCCGCGCCCCCGAGCUCGACCUCAACUGAGACGCGGGACACGGAUAGAGAGGCUACGAGCAUCGACCUACUCGCUCCUGGAGAUCCAAAUCACUUACUCUCUCUCUCAAGCUGCAGUGCUGCGGGACAUGGAUAUUGAUGCACUCUCAUAGCCUCAAGUGCUCUCUAUCAAGACAGUUCACAGCGCAGCCCUAGCAGCACUCGCUCUUCAUGGUAGUCUGCAAAUUCUUCCUCCAAGAUCGCUGCGUCUUCGGCGACUCGUGCCGCAACGAGCACCCAACAGGCGGCUCAGCUAGCGGCGGCGGAGGCUUCGGCUCAACGUCCGCUUUUGGUGGUGGUGGAGCCGCUGGUGGUGGUGCUAGAGCGAGAAGCGGAGGCUUCGGAUCAGCUGCACCUCCUCCCACCUUUGGCGGAGGAGGCUUUGGUGGUGCCAGUGGAGGGUCCGCUUUUGGCGCUAGCACCGGUGGCAGUGGCAGCGGAGCAGCGACUGGUUCUGCUUUUGGCAGCUUUGGCAACAAGACUGCUACUUUCGGCGGGCAAGGAGGUGGGACGACGACGAGCGCGUUUGGACAGCCUGCUACGGGGAGCGCCUUUGGCCAAGCAGCAGGGCCUACUGCUUUCGGUGGUGGUGGUGGCGGCGGUGGCGGCGGCUCAGCUUUUGGCGCUGCUCCCACCGGCUCAGCGUUUGGCAGCAGCGGUAGCGGCAGCGCCUCGGCUUUCGGAGGCGCAGCAUCCACUGCGCCUUCAGCCUUCGGCCAGCCAUCCGCCUUUGGCGCCUCUUCUCAGCCGCAGCAACAACAGCAAUCAGGCUCAGCCUUCGGAGCCUCUCAGCCAAGCGUGUUCGGGUCCACUGCCGCGCAGUCAGCGCCACUUGGCGGGCCAGCAAACCAAGCCCCUCCCCACACCCACCCAGGGCAGGUGAACCUCACCCCUUCCGGCCUGGAAGAAGACCUCAGACUCAAUCGGCCCUUAUACCGCCCUUCGGUAUUUGGCCCAGCAAAAUACGAGCCCAAUCUACUCUUCUCUGGGUCAGACACCUCACCGGAGGAACUGCGCCUGCAGGCACUAGAGGCUGCGGGUACGAAUAGGGGGCAGGAAUAUACAAACUAUGAGGCGCAGCUGUUCGCCAGACAUGAUGGCGACGUGGGGAGGGCAUUGGCUGACUCGAGAGGGGCGCAUCAAUUGGCGGAGCGCAAUAGGGAAGAGGCGAUCAAGAGGAUGAAGGGGGGAAACAAUCCCGCGCCCUCACAGCCUGCGGGAUCGGCCUUUGGUGGCGGAACGCAACAGACAAAUGUGUCUGCCUUUGGGUCGACGUCGACACCGCAGAAGCCUGCUGCGGCUUCCGCUUUUGGGCAGCCAUCAGCUUUCGGCUCGACGACGACGCCUUCAACAUCCGGCUUCGGACAGCCUAGCGCAUUCGGUGGCGCGUCAUUGCCAACACCAUCAGCAUUUGGGUCGGUAGGAAGCUCGGGAGGCUUUGGAGGCUUUGGCGCCGGCGCAGCAGGGACCGCUCAGCAGAGCUCGACCAGCACGCCGUCCGCCUUUGGAGGGGGCGCUUCUGGCGGUGGUAGCUCAGCGUUCGGUCAGCCCUCCGCCUUUGGUCAACCAUCAGCGUUUGGGUCCACUGCCAAUCAGGCACAGCCAUCAACAUCAGGGGGCUUUGGCCAGCCCAGCGCAUUUGGGUCUGCCACGCCGUCAUCGAGCGCGUUUGGAGGAGGAGCAGCGAGCACGCCGACACAGCCCUCAGCCUUUGGCGCAUCGACCACUCCUGCAGCAGCGCCCACAGCACCAUCAGCCUUUGGCGCCUCAAGUAGCGCCUUCGGCACCUUCGGCAGCGGUAACAACGCAACGUCAACUGGCGGUUUCAGCAAUACUGCUCCCCGUCCAGCAGCUCAAGAUGAUCCCUACGCAGCCUUGGCAACAAAGGAGGCGGAUUUGCCGCAAGCGAUCAUGGAUCUGUUCAAUCAGGCUGAGUUCGAGUGGGGGAAAGUGCCAGGUGUUGAGCCACCAUUGAGUGUGAGAUGACGGAAGGUGCGGAAAGAGAGAAGAAAUCUAUGUAACAUUACACAUCGUGCCAUUCACAUCGACAAUCACACGGCAUCACGCCUUCAUCUUCUGAUCCUCCUCUCCAUCCUCUUCAUCCUCCUCCUCAACAGCUCCCACGGUAUACUCCCCAAUGAGGUCCCAUCUGCUCCCUCCUGCGCUCGCAUUGAGGUAUUUGAUAAAGUGCAGCACGCCCUCGUCUCUCAAGGCGACGGAGAGGGUGUUGAAGGACGGCGUGAGGUUGAGAAGGACGCCGUCAAAGUCUGAAUCGGCGUCAUCAUCGUCGAGCUCUUCCAUUUCCUCGUCUUCGCCCUCCUCAUCCUCGGCUUUCUGGCCAUCCUUGGACUCUGCUGCGUUGCCCUCCUCCUUCUUCUCUCCGCUGGGAUCGCCAUUCUUGGCGCCAGACCCACCUUGCCUAUACACCUCCCCUGUAGCUCCCUCGUCUUCAUCAUCUGGAGCCAUAUAGCAUGCCCAUCCUCCAG